UGACUAUAUCAUGUUGAAUCACUUCAUAAUGCGGUCUAAUCUAACAGCAGCUUCAAGUGGAAAAAUGAUUUUGUUUUAUUUUCUGCUGAUGCUCAGAGUCGUUCGAUGCUCAGAGGUUCAGAUCGUUCAGAAAGAGACUGUUGGUGUUGGAGAUAAUGUGAUGCUGACUUGUACUCGCAGGUUUUCAGGAAGCUUGUUCUGGAUCAGGAUUGUUUCUGGAGACUUUCCUAAAAUCUUGGGAAAAACCUAUGGCUUUGAGAGUGAUCCUCGCAUUACAGCCACAGAAGAGCCUGGAACAUUUGUUCUGCAUAUUAAAUAUGCAAGGCUAAGUGAUACUGCAGUUUACUACUGUGUGAAAACAUACCAACAACACAUCACAUUUUUGAAAGGAACAGACCUGAGAGUUGAAGAACCAGACCCUGAUAUCACCGCAGCCCCUCCAUCUGAUCCAGUCCGUCCAGGAGCCUCAGUGACUCCGCAGUGUUCAGUCCUCUCUGACUCUGAGAACAAAACGUGCCCAGGAGAACACAGUGUGUGCUGUUUUAGAGCUGGAUCACAUCAGUAUCGUCCAAGUUGUAAUUAUACUCAAGGAAACGGUGUUGGAGAACAUGAAAAGAACUCAGAGGGACUCUCCACAAAGAAAUGUGUCUACAGUUUCUUCAAGAACGUCAGCUCCUCUGAUGCCGGGACUUAUUACUGCGCUGUGGCCACGUGUGAGGAGAUAUUUAAUGGAAACAGCUCAAAACUCGAGGCUGAAGCAGUGUGGGAUUCACAGAAGCACAAUACAAUCCUCGUUCUGUUAUGUGCUGCUUUGGCUAUAAGUCUGAUUGUUAUAGCCUUUCUCAUUUAUUCAAUCAAGAAACUCAAGAAAAAAUCGUGUAACGUUUACAACGCUGCAGUUGUGCAAAUAAAUGCAGCAACAGCCAGUGGUCUUCAGCAAAGUCAGCAGACAGAUGAGGAUUCAUUGGUUUAUUCUGCACCAACCUUCACCGGUAGGAAAACUAGCAAAGGAGGGAUAAAGGGUGCAAAAGCAGAGGAGGAAGAGAGUAUCUACACUGACGUCAGGACUCUGGGGCUGGAUUAAUGGUCUGAAGUCUGGAUUUUAUUUAAUUAAUUUCACCUCUAAAGUUGGUAAAUAAAUCUUUAUUUUGGACUACUUAAAAACAUGUAUUAUAUUUCCUUUGAGAUUAUAUUUAUCUGUUUUGAAAAAAAUAAUAUAAUGGUUAAGCUUUUUGUAAUAUACCUGUACGGAUCUCAUAUCUAUAAACAUUUGUUUCAUUGUGAGUUGUUAUUAAAGUUGUGAACUGUGAGAAGAUCUGUCUCUUUGUAUUUGUAUAUAU
Sebastes umbrosus (honeycomb rockfish) is the source of this 1340-nucleotide messenger RNA. Its product is annotated as signal-regulatory protein beta-2-like. Gene Ontology annotation, biological process: response to bacterium. Lineage: Eukaryota; Metazoa; Chordata; Actinopteri; Perciformes; Sebastidae. The record is from RefSeq and is a predicted model, not a curated record. The transcript has 6 exons. Bases 11 to 1084 code for a protein of 357 amino acids.